Molecule: messenger RNA, 1129 nt
Organism: Monodelphis domestica (gray short-tailed opossum)
Lineage: Eukaryota; Metazoa; Chordata; Mammalia; Didelphimorphia; Didelphidae
Gene: AARD
Product: alanine and arginine rich domain containing protein
Source: RefSeq, a predicted model, not a curated record
UGACACUUGCAAUGGGGCCCCUUCCCCCACCUGAUCCCUACCUAAUUGCUAGGCCAGGACGCUGAGACAGAGAGUGAGGGGGAACCGGAGGUGGGACCGAGUUUCUCUUCUUUCCAUUUAGGCUAACAAUGACAUUUCCCAAGCAGCUCGAGAAGGUAGCACUGCCCUGGGACUCCAGUGCAGAGUGUAGGGGUUGGAAGGGGACCACUUUUCCCUCCCCGUCCCGGCUUCUCUCCUGGGCAUCAGCAAAGAGUCAUGAGUGCGGAAGCUCAGGAAGAAGACACCGAAUCCAUCCUGUUGCUGGAGGACAUCCAGAGGCGGCUUCGGAAUGCCUUCCGCAGCCCCUACUCACCCCGGGGCAUCCCGCAGUCACUGCCUGAGCCUGGGAAGCAGCAGCAGGAGCAGCAGCAGCAGCGCUACGAACGCUCUGGGAGUAGGGGCACGCUAGUGCUGGAGGAGCUGCGCAGGGCGCACAUAGACCAAGACAUUGCUUGGCUGCGGGUGGAACUGUUAGAGAUGCGUUUCCAGAACCAGCAGCUUGCCAGAACUUUGUUGGAUUUAAACUUGGAAAUGCAGCAACUGAAGAUUGAAAAUGAACUUUCUGGAGUUUCUGAAUGUCCAUCCCUGGGAAAGACCACUAUGAGCUCAGAAUAAAUAAGUAUAUGUCAGGAAACAUAAAGUCCAAAGAUAAACUAUACUAUCCACAAAUGACUGACAAACAUAAUGAACAAGAUGUGCGAGCUUCCAAGGGAGAGAAUAAUAUGAGAAGCAAUCAGGAAAUGAAAGUAAAAAGAAAAUCAAUAGUACAUGGGAAGAAAAUGCUGUCCAUUUACAUCUUGAAAGGUUCAAAGGAAAAUAGAGAAGAAAAGAAUGUGGACCAGAUUUGGUUUGCUUUGGUUUCUUUUUCCAAGCAUCCCCUACAAAUUUCUUUCAUUUUUUUGCUAAUUUAACUGCCCCAAACCACUUCAGAUUUCAGGAGUAGUUCCCAUAGUUGGUUAUUAAAUAAAUUAAAUAUUAAAAAAAUAAAUUUAAAAAAUCAUCAUAUUUUAGAGAGUUGAAAUAUUUCUUCUAAUUGAAUGAAUAUACAUUUAAAAUACAUCCUUACAACUCUGCAUCCUUUUCUAAAAAU